AUGUCUUCCUUUACAGCUUCACUCAGACUUGAAGAAAUUCAAGUUGAAGAAGUAAGGGCUAAACGUCAAGCAGAUAUUGAUGCUCAGUUGAGAGAUAAAGGCAAGAGUGCUGAAGGCAGUGUUGCAGUAUUUAAAAGAUUGAUCGUUCCAUCGUUAGUUGUUGAAAAUCUUGUUCCUAUAUCGGUUGUAUCUGGUAUCUUCGAGAAAGAUGUAUUACUCGAUGAUGUAUUUACUGCUGAAGGUGAUGAUGAAGAUGAUAGUAAAGAGGAUGAUAACGAAGGGGAUGAUGACGAAGAGGAUGAUGAAGAAGAAAAAGUUUUUCCUGCGAGUAGUCAUAGUUCUGAUGAUGACAAUGAUGAUGAUGACAAUCAGGGAGGUACAGGGGUUACUACUACUGAAGCAUCAAAUGAAAAGAAUGUUGAUGAUUAUAUGAAUGAUGGUGCAAAUGAAGUAUCAGAGGGAGCUGAUGGAGAGGGGGAGCAGGUAGAUGAUCAAAAUGUUGAUCAAGUUGAAAAAUUAAUUCUUCGUAUUGAGCCUGAUGUAGAAGAGGGAGAAAUCAGGCAUACAUACACUUUGGAUGAAGUUCUGAAGAUGUUCAAUGUGAAUGAAGAUGAGUUCAAGUUCGAUUUUGAAUAUGAACUGAAUGCUUUCGACAUCAACCAUCAACCUGAAUAUGAGUACAAGUAUGUUGAAGAUGCAGAUGUAUAUGAUAGGGUUGAGGUUGAAGAUUGUUCUGAUGAAGAGAAUCUGAAUGAAAACACUUCUGAAUUUCCAACUCUGAUGGAGUUCUUUAGUGAAGAAAAUCGGGAUGAACUUAGAAGGAAAGUUGCUGAGAUUUUGAAGGAUAAGAACUUUGAUGGUCCUACAAAAGAUCCUCUGAAAGAAGAACACAAAAAGUGGUUCAAGAAUAGCAAUGAAAGGAAAUUCAAGCGUCCGUUGAAGUUUUAUCAAAGAGAUAGAAGUAUUUCACUGGGAGAUAUCAUUAGCUGGGGUUUUCUGCCUCAAGUUAAUGCAUAUGCUAUUAGAAGAGAGUGUGGAGUACAGUACUUUGAACGCUUGCAUGAUAUUAUGUCCCUACCUUGGUGGGAUGUAGAGGAGUUAUCAAAGGUAAGAACCUUGGGAUAUAAGCUGAGAAAGAAUGAUGUUGCUAUGUGGGGUCUGAUAAAGUUUGAAGCUCUGAAAAAUUUCAAGCAUUGGAAGCCUCAUUAUCCAAAGAGAGUGAGAAGAGUUAAUCCGGAAACAGGAAAUGAAGAAAUGAUCUUGAAUGUGAAAAAGCCAAAAGUGAUGAAGAACAUACCAGUGCCAAAAAUGGAACAGGAGUUCUACAAAGGUUUUAUGGGCUGGGUGUAUAGUUGUAUAUCGACUGAGGCUGUGAUAACUUACAGAGCAGGGAAUGAAAUCAGAGAGAUUUUUGUUUAUGACCCUAUGUGGUUGGUAAACUGCUCAGCAAAAGAUAUUGAAUGUUUGUUUAUCAACAAAAUCCGCUUCCAAGCUGAAGACAGAGAACAAGCCAUGCAAUUUCAAAAAGUAGUGUCUAUUUGUUUUCAAAAGAGUAUCAAUGCUGAUAACAAAUGGAACUCAAAGUGGUGGAAGCUUGAAGAAAAAGAAAAGAUGAAAGCUGAAAGAGAAAGAAAGAAACUGGAAGAGAACAAAGGGAAGUGGAUGAAGAUGCAAGCUGAAGAAGCUAAGAGAGCAAAGAAAGAAAACGAAAAGCAGAGAAACUUGCUAAGGAGAAAGCCUAAGCAAAGAGAGGAAAGUUUUAAGUCGCUGUGA
Helianthus annuus (common sunflower) is the source of this 1773-nucleotide messenger RNA. RefSeq lists its product as uncharacterized. Bases 1 to 1773 code for a protein of 590 amino acids. The transcript is spliced from 2 exons. The record is from RefSeq and is a predicted model, not a curated record. NCBI's taxonomy places the organism in Eukaryota, Viridiplantae, Streptophyta, Magnoliopsida, Asterales, Asteraceae.